This is a messenger RNA of Histoplasma mississippiense, 432 nucleotides long. RefSeq lists its product with no specific name. The record is from RefSeq and is a predicted model, not a curated record. Bases 1 to 432 code for a protein of 143 amino acids. Gene Ontology annotation, biological process: retrograde transport, endosome to Golgi; endoplasmic reticulum to Golgi vesicle-mediated transport. NCBI's taxonomy places the organism in Eukaryota, Fungi, Ascomycota, Eurotiomycetes, Onygenales, Ajellomycetaceae. Gene Ontology annotation, cellular component: COPII-coated ER to Golgi transport vesicle; Golgi membrane; endoplasmic reticulum. The transcript is spliced from 5 exons.
AUGCCGACGAUGUGGUUAUCAGAUAUGCAGAAGUUUGGGGUGGUGUUUUGCUCUGGCGGGGCGUUAUUCCUCUUUUUGGGCAUUAUGAUGUUUUUUGAUCGAUCGCUCCUCGCCAUGGGAAACAUUCUCUUCCUAAUCGGUCUCCCCUUGAUCCUAGGCCCGUCCAAAACCCUCUCCUUCUUUGCUCGCCGCCAAAAACUCACAGGAACCAUAACCUUCGUGCUAGGAAUCCUGCUAAUCCUCUUCCGCUGGCCGCUGACGGGAUUCUGCGUCGAAUUAUACGGUCUCUUCGUUCUCUUUGGGGACUUUUUGGUUACGUUAAGUGGAUUUGUGGGGUCUGUGCCUGUGGUGGGACCACCGUUGAAGAGACUGUUAGUGUUCAUUGGGACGGCCGGAGGGAGGAGAGGGAGAGGUGGAGAAUUGCCUGUUUGA